This is a messenger RNA of Pieris napi, 3479 nucleotides long. RefSeq lists its product as uncharacterized. NCBI's taxonomy places the organism in Eukaryota, Metazoa, Arthropoda, Insecta, Lepidoptera, Pieridae. The record is from RefSeq and is a predicted model, not a curated record. The transcript has 2 exons. The coding region runs from base 1550 to 2695 and encodes 381 amino acids.
AUCUCUGCUGGAGACAAGACAUGAUCAAGACUGCAUCGAAAAAUUGGUUCUAGGAUAAAAAUGAUAUUUUUAAUGCUAAAAUAAUCAAAAUGUACAUUUAAGUGAGAUGCGAUGUCAAAUGGUAUGUAUCAGAAUACCAAAUACCAACAAUUUUGGAGCGUAAGUGUAGCAGUGCCAAAUUUUAGUUCCAAAUGUGAACAAUCUCAUUUGAGCGGCGCUUUUGUCGCGGUUAUUGUUUAUCAGAAUACCAAAUUGUAACAUGACACCGAAACGAACGAUUUGACAGCAAAAAUCAGCGCUGCGAGUGUGUGAAGCGAGUUACAGAAUCGCAGGGCUGAGCUCGUUUGCUAAUGCGAUUUUAGCCAAACACAUGGAAUCGUACUGAACAACAAAGUAUGUUGUUGUUUCUUUCCGCCGUGUUGAUUGAGCUAAUGUAAGGAAGGGAUAGCACACACCGGCGCGUUCGCCGACAAGGGUUAUUGUUUUUUUACUUUUUAAAUCAGUAUGAUCAUUGAUCUUAUACGUCACUAAGCGAAGCGAGUUUUUGUUUUUGUGUUGGAAUGAUCGGAAAUUAAUGGAAUGUGUUAAUUCUAUAGUGAUAUUAAAUAGACUAGCAGUGUUUUUAAGAUGAAGAGACUGAGGGCGGCCCGGUUAAAUGCCAUUAUGGAUAAUAUAGGAGAAAUAAUUCAUCCAGAACUGGAAAAAUGUCCCCAAGGAUUGCCGAACAAACAUUACUCCGACGAUGACGAAUUUGAAAUUGCUGUUGACUUCUCGCCGGACGUGUCAGAGUAUAUACCAAGUCCAGAUCAACACAGACUUAGCAGGAGUCCAUCAAGUUUUGGCGGAGACUCUGAUUAUUUAACAGCAGCUAUUGAGAAUAUUACAAGAACGCCUUCGACUGUUUCUAAUGUCUCCUCCGUAUUAAAACAAAUCGACUUCGUCGCAUCACCUUCAAUCAUAUAUGAAGCUGCUAAGUUGACGGGCACACCUACAUCUUUAACAAACACAAAUACUACUGCGUCACCGGUUUCUGCCAAACCACGCGAUAUUAAUAGCAGAAAAAAACAAAACGUUGUUUGAAUCCUAUUUUCAACAAAAGAUCUUCUUCACAUAUUCUGGAUAAUGAUAUACAGUCUUCCAUCGAAAAUGAAGAUUUCACAGACCUCGUUGUUUUGGACACAACUCUACAGCCUGAAAACAAUUCAGAUUCUAUAUUGACAGUCAUUACAACUACUUUAGAUGAUGGUGAUAAUACCAUAACAGCUAUCUGCCAAAGUCCCGAUAUAAACUCAACGCCUGAAACUUCUGCCGCAAGUUUAGACGAAGUUUCAUCAUCAUUUUCUACUAAUAAGCAGAAAUUGUUGACAAGAAAACGGAUUCGGAGUGAACAAGAACAUCAAGAUGUAAAGAGUAAGAAAUUGAAGAAUUCGGGAGAAAGCUAUAUGGGAUGCAGAUCUAAAAAAAUAUACGAAAAAAAAAGAUUACAAGAGGAUGUAAAUGCGCAAAAAAAUGUGAAGAAAAAUUUACAUUGAGCCAGAGAGAAGACAUUAUGCAGCAGUAUUAUAGAUUAGGAGAUCAUGAGCGGCAAUGGCAAUUUAUUGUUAGUUACACGACAGUUGAGAAGGUCAAAAGAAACAAGUUAGAUCGAAAGAAUAAUCGCACCCAAACCGUCAAAUACUAUUUUGAUUUACAGAAAGAGAAAGUUCAAGUAUGUAGGACCUUUUUUGCAAGCACUUUGUGUAUUUCAAAUCAGAUAAUUCAUACCGCAUUGGAAAAAAAUAACAAUAGCGAAGGAUUACAAGAUCUACGAGGACUACAUCAGAACAGACCGCGCAAAAUGCGCAAUGAUACAGAAGAAAGCAUAGUCGAUCACACUAACUUAUUCCCAGCAGUGGAAGCUCAUUAUGUGCGCAAAGAAACGAACAAAAAAUAUGUUUCAGAACAACUUAACAUAUCUAAAAUGUAUCGCCUAUACAAGACCUGGUUCAUACAAGAAAGUUUUGAUUUUCCGAUGGCUACAAAACGGCAGUAUCAGACAAUUUUUAAUACCAGAUUUAAUUAUUCUUUCUAUAAGCCCAAAAAGGAUCAGUGCUCUAAAUGCGCUCUUUACCGCCAAGCUGAUAACGCUACUCAAGAAACCUUGCAAGAAAAGUACGAUCAACAUCAGCGAAAUAAAGAAAGAGUUCGACAGAUAAAGAAAGAAGAAAAAGAAUCUUGCAAUCGAUUGCAAACUACAAUAGCUAUAUUUGAUUUGCAAAAAGUGUUGAAUAAACCUCAAUCUGCUGUUGGAGUAUUCCACUACAAGAGAAAGUAUCCUAUUUACAAUUUCACAAUAUUUGACGCCACUCAACGCAAAGGUUAUUGCUACGUUUGGCAUGCGCAGAUUGCAAAAAGAGGAGCAAUAGAAAUAGGUAGUUGUUUAUGGCAAUUUCUUAAUACAAAAAAACAGAGAGGCAUUAAAAACUUGUCAUUUUAUUCUGAUGGUUGCGCAGGACAGAAUAAAAACAGAUUCAUAUUCGCUCUGUACAUGUUUGCUGCCAUAAAGCUUCAAAUUAAUAUCACUCACAGAUUUUUUGAGACUGGUCAUGGCCAGAGUGAGGGCGAUUCGAUGCAUUCUACUAUAGAACGUGAGCUGAAAAACCAAGUUGUGUAUAGUCCAGAUCAAAUGUACGUAAUAAUUAAUGUAAUAAUGUAAUAAUUACCAAUGCCAAAGUAAAUGGCGAGAAAUAUAUUAUUAAAGAAAUGUUACAAAGUGACUUCUACGACAUUAAAGAAUUACUCGAGGACAAACACUGGGGUAAAGAUGAUAAAGGGAAGAAGAUAAAGUGGUCUAAAAUAAUGGAAAUCAAUGUAACCAGUUCAGAACCAUCCAUCUUGCGGUUUAAAUAUGAUUUUGACGCUGAGUAUUCUAAGCUCAACAUUGAACGCCAACAGAGAUCCAAACGGAGUGCUAGACAUGCUUCCAAUACACCUAAUAUUAAUAACAGUCCUGAAUUAAAAAUUGUAUACACCGAGACUCUGCCAAUACGUAAAGCCCUACAUUCUGAUCUCAUAAGUCUUUGUAAAUCAAAUGACAUACCAAGCUACUGUCAUGGUUUCUAUGAAUCUCUUAAAUUUAAUGAUGAGGCAGAAGCACCAACCGAUAACUGUGCUGAUGAAGACUAUUUUUUUUAAAUAUUGAGUAACUAAUAAGAAGACUUUUUUAAAUGAUAAUAUACUUUUGGAUAGAAAUUACUUAGAUUUCGCUUAUAUUUUAUUUGGAAUAUUAGGUUUCGUGAUUUUGAAUGUUUACUCGAAGAUGCCACUUAAUUAUGAAGAUUUGAGUAUGGAGAUAGAUAGAUUAAUUAUAGACUGAUUUAUUUUAGAGUGACUUUAUGUUAUGUUUGUUUGCUUAUGUUUUGUUUUCUUGAAAAGUAUUAUUUUUGUCAUCCUCUUUGUUGGCUUUAAAUGUUGGUCCCAAAAUAAAUAACAGUUGAUUA